AUGGCGGACUCGGCGGUGGCGGUGGUCGCGGCCGGCAGCGACGGAGAGGACGGGCCCGUGCGGGGCUUCGCUCGCCAGGGAGCCCUCCGCCAGAAGAACGUGCACGAAGUGAAGGACCACAAGUUCACCGCUCGCUUCUUCAAGCAGCCCACCUUCUGCAGCCACUGCACCGACUUCAUCUGGGGGUUUGGCAAGCAGGGAUUCCAGUGUCAGGUGUGUUGUUUCGUGGUCCACAAGCGCUGCCAUGAGUUUGUCACCUUCUCCUGUCCAGGAGCUGAUAAAGGACCUGACUCAGAGGACCCGAGGGCGAAGCACAAGUUUAAGAUCCACACCUACUCCAGCCCGACCUUCUGUGACCACUGUGGCUCUCUGCUCUACGGCCUCUUACAUCAGGGCAUGAGAUGUGACCAUUGCAUGAUGAACAUCCACAAGCGGUGUGUUGCCAAUGUGCCGAGCCUGUGUGGGACAGACCACACUGAGAGGAGAGGUCGCAUCCAGAUCACCGCUGAGGUCAAGACUAAUGUACUCACUGUUACCAUCCAAGAGGCGAGGAAUCUGGUUCCCAUGGACCCCAACGGUCUCUCGGACCCCUACGUGAAGCUCAAACUGAUUCCAGACCCCCGCAGCGAGAGUAAACAGAAGACCAAGACCAUAAAGUGCUGCCUGAACCCCACCUGGAAUGAGACCUUUAAAUUCCACCUGAAGGAGUACGAUAAGGACCGCCGUCUGUCGGUGGAGAUAUGGGACUGGGACCUGACCAGUCGCAACGACUUCAUGGGAUCGCUGUCCUUCGGCAUCUCGGAGCUCCAGAAGCUAGGAGUGGAUGGAUGGUUCAAGUUGCUCUCCCAGGAAGAGGGCGAGUACUUCAACGUCCCCGUGCCUCCAGAGGGGGAGGAGGGCAACGAGGAGCUCCGCCAGAAAUUCGAGAAAGCUAAGCUUGGUCCAGGCAAGAACAUAGAGGGCAAGGCGGCCAAUGCUGCGGCCCGCUUCGACGCCAAUGGCAACCAGGACCGUAUGAAGCUGAAUGACUUUACCUUCCUGAUGGUGCUGGGAAAGGGCAGCUUCGGCAAGGUGAUGUUGGCGGAACGUAAGGGGACGGAGGAGCUGUACGCUGUGAAGAUCCUGAAGAAGGAUGUGGUGAUCCAGGACGAUGAUGUGGAGUGCACCAUGGUGGAGAAGAGAGUGUUGGCGCUGGCUUCAAAACCCCCGUUCCUAACACAGCUGCACUCCACCUUCCAGACUAUGGACCGUUUGUAUUUUGUCAUGGAGUACAUAAACGGUGGAGAUCUCAUGUAUCAGAUUCAGCAGGUUGGCAAGUUCAAAGAGCCACAUGCUGUAUUCUAUGCUGCGGAAAUAGGCAUCGGCCUGUUCUUCCUUCAUCUAAAGGGAAUCAUCUACAGAGAUCUGAAGCUGGACAAUGUGAUGCUGGACUGCGAGGGCCACAUUAAGAUCGCUGACUUCGGAAUGUGUAAAGAGAAUAUGAACGAUGGAAUCACCACCAAGACCUUCUGUGGAACCCCAGACUAUAUAGCUCCCGAGAUCAUAGCCUACCAACCUUAUGGGAAAUCUGUGGACUGGUGGGCCUUUGGUGUGCUGCUGUAUGAGAUGCUCGCUGGGCAGCCUCCAUUUGACGGCGAGGAUGAGGAUGAGUUAUUUCAGUCAAUCAUGGAGCAUCAUGUCUCCUAUCCAAAAUCCAUGUCCAAGGAGGCUGUCGCUAUCUGUAAAGGGCUGAUGACGAAGCAUCCGGCCAAGCGGCUCGGCUGCGGACCGGAGGGCGAGCGAGACAUCAGGGAGCACAGCUUCUUCCGCUACAUGGACUGGGAGAAGCUGGAGAACAAGGAGGUGCAGCCGCCAUUCAAACCCCGAGCUUGCGGACGGGAAGCUGAGAACUUUGACCGUUUUUUCACGCGCCACCCCCCCGUGCUGACCCCUCCCGACGCGGAAGUGAUUCAGAACCUGGACCAGGAGGAGUUCCAGGGAUUCUCCUUUAUCAACACGGUGUUCCCAUCAGCUGCUGCCACCCCCACUGCUGCUGAGAAGGCUUGAUUUCAGCUCAUGCACAGACACAUGGACACACACACACAAAACCAUUCCUCUACUUUGGAAUA
Limanda limanda (common dab) is the source of this 2108-nucleotide messenger RNA. RefSeq names its product protein kinase C beta type-like. NCBI's taxonomy places the organism in Eukaryota, Metazoa, Chordata, Actinopteri, Pleuronectiformes, Pleuronectidae. Gene Ontology annotation, molecular function: diacylglycerol-dependent serine/threonine kinase activity; zinc ion binding; ATP binding. Bases 1 to 2046 code for a protein of 681 amino acids. The record is from RefSeq and is a predicted model, not a curated record. The transcript is spliced from 17 exons. Gene Ontology annotation, biological process: protein phosphorylation.